Molecule: messenger RNA, 342 nt
Organism: Vanderwaltozyma polyspora DSM 70294
Lineage: Eukaryota; Fungi; Ascomycota; Saccharomycetes; Saccharomycetales; Saccharomycetaceae
Product: Tkp4 protein
Exons: 1
Coding region: 1-342 (113 amino acids)
Source: RefSeq, a predicted model, not a curated record
AUGAAUCUAAACUGCAAUUAUGGGCGAGGACUGAUAGAACUAAGUAUGGAAUCAUAUAUUUCAAAGUUAAAGGAAGAAUAUCCUGAAAUUAUCAAAGAAGAUGACAAAAAGGUAAAAGUUCCCUAUAUUUAUCAAUACAAAGUUGAUCCCAGGACUGAUGAAUUAAAUCUAACAAAACAAAAACUUAAGCAAAAGGUAAAAUUUUUAGCGGAAAUAGAGGGAAAGUUGAAUUAUAUGCGUACUAGAGGUAGAUUAGACCUAGAAUUCGCGGUUGGUAAAUUAGCCAGACUAGUAUUAGACCCACAUGAAAGAGUAAUUGAAGCAGCACACAAACUACUAUAA